AUGAAUAGGUCAAUAUGGGCAGACCCGGCUCCCGAGCCAGAAACCUCACGCGACACCGAGCAAAACAAUCCCAAACCUGCUGAGGAAGCCAAACCACAACCCGCCCCAGAUGCACCUGCAGCUUCGUCAUUGUCCGCCGGCGCUUCGACUUUCGAGCCUGAUCUGAGCGCCCCGCCUCCUGAUGGCUCGACCGCGGACCUCUUCGCACAAACCGGCGCGCAGCAAGAUGAUCUUUUCGACGAUGUGGUGCCAGUGGAGUCCAUGCGGAUUCGGUCAGACGACGACCUCUUCAGCGAAGACUUCACUCCAGCGCCGCAGCCUGUAGUGGAGCGAUCGAAACCACAACCUACACGGGGGCCAAGUGACGCACCAAGAGGGAGAGGGCGUGGUGGACGAGGCAGGGGCGAAGGCCGUGGGAACCAGAAUCGAGGUGGUGGUGCUCAAAGAGAGCCCCGAGGGCAAGAUGGAGGACCAAGAGGCGGUAGAGAAGGCCAGACAUCAAGCCCGGCACAAGGUGCAGCGCCUGACAAUGCGCCUACUGGACCCCGAAAGGAGACUGUGCAGGCCGUGCGAGGUGAUCGACAGGCUACAGGAGGACUGCGAAAGCCGAAACUCACAGAGGAAGAGCUUGCGGAGAAGCUGGCUAGGAUCCAGAUCAAGAAUGCCAAUUUGACUGCCGCUCAUGCCCGCGCUGAAGCGGAUGCCGCGUCAUUCGCGGAAAGGGAACAGCAGGCGAAACAGGUCGCAAAGCUAAGAGAAAAGGAGGAGCGUAGGGAUAGGCAGCAGAUGAUGGGCGAGCGUGAGAAGAAUAGGAUGAGGAAACUCAAGGCCAUGGAGGGGCGAGAGUGGGAUGCUGAGAAGCGUGAGGAUGAUUUCAGCAGAGGUGGACGCUUCGAUAAGAAAGGAGGAUUCGCUGGCGAUCAACAAGACUACAGCGAUGGUCGGGAGUACUUGUAUCGGGAACCCAGGCAGGAGAGGGGAAGAGGUGGUGGGCGAGGUGGCCGUGGUGGAAGAACGUCUGAAUCUGCUGCUGCUCCCUGGCAAGAGGAUUUCCCUGCAUUACCUGCUUCUGACUCGAAACCGAGUGCUUCGACGACUGAGCCAUCAGAGCCGAUUUCGAAUAAACCUUCUGGAAAGUCUUGGGCGGAUCAAGUCGAGGCAGCCCCGUAA
Molecule: messenger RNA, 1170 nt
Organism: Zasmidium cellare ATCC 36951
Lineage: Eukaryota; Fungi; Ascomycota; Dothideomycetes; Mycosphaerellales; Mycosphaerellaceae
Exons: 1
Coding region: 1-1170 (389 amino acids)
Source: RefSeq, a predicted model, not a curated record